This is a messenger RNA of Anneissia japonica, 2875 nucleotides long. RefSeq lists its product as uncharacterized. The record is from RefSeq and is a predicted model, not a curated record. The coding region runs from base 183 to 2048 and encodes 621 amino acids. The transcript is spliced from 4 exons. NCBI's taxonomy places the organism in Eukaryota, Metazoa, Echinodermata, Crinoidea, Comatulida, Comatulidae.
GUUUGGCUGCGAUCAAGCAUUCUUUGAUACCUUGCUUGACGCAGCGGGUUCAUACAAGAUUAUUCUAAAGAGGUUUAGUAGAAGCUUGUUGUUUAAAAAUUUAGAAAAGUUACAUUCAGAGUGUGUCCUUACAAGUUAUAAACACAACAUCAUUGUGUGUGGGUAAUUUUUUAAUUGCGAAUAUGGCUAAUCAACAACCUGCAACAACGAAGACCAUGACUGGCGACCAGAUUCCAGGCUCAACAGGGACAGGACUGACAUUUUUGCAACUUGCGCCGACGUCCAAUAUGGCUCAACAGUUUGCUCCGACUACACCGAGCUACCAACAAAUUCCACAGUUACAACUUGUUCAAGGCCAACAAAUGCUGCCCUACCCAACUUUAUAUCUGCAGCAGAGUGGUGCUAACAUGGGGCAGCAGAUCCAGCAGUUUCAUCUCAUACAGCAUCCGACCACUGGUCAGGGUAGUCACCAGUUGAUGCAACUUUUGCAGACGCCACAAUCCACCAACCAUCAGUUUGCAGCCGGUCAGUUAUCGCAGCAGCUACAACUGGUUCAACAGCCUCAGUUAAUUCUUGUGCCACAAAAUCAGUUCGUUGGUAGCACUCCUCAGACUCCUCAGGUCUUGUGUGGUGCCCCAGGUUCAUCAAUGCUUCCGACACUAUUACUUAUGCACCCCAACUCGGUGAAACAACAACUGCCUGUCAACACUAAGAAUACAAAUAUAAACUCCGAAGAUAAAGGAACCAAAGACAACCAAGAAAACCAAAGCGAGAACCCAUGUGCAAUAACCCUACCAACAUCCGAUUCUGUAAGGGAUUUCGCCGCGGCAGCUGUUGCGUCAACUCCACUUGAGGAAACUACAAAAUUAAUGAAAACGAUAUCACUGGAUAACAGUUACAGUUACCUGAAUUACAAUCCUGAUAUGGAAGCCGUCCUUGAGAAUACAUUAUUCGUUAGCUGUGGUACUGAAUCAGACGCUGCUGGGCGAUCGACUUCUUCUGGCAUUCGACCAUCUUCCCCGAUGUUACCUUGUUCAAAUUAUGGAUGUAAGAUUCGCCAGUUGAAUCACAAUUGUAAAAGGAACCGACUAGAGCCUGGGCCCGUUUCUGAAGAUGAGCAAGCGUUAUCUGACGAUUCUAGUACGACAUUUACACAUGACCAACAUCUUCAUGGUGUCUGGAUGAGUUACGAUGACGACAGAAUGUUCCGUUAUAAACCAAUCACUGCUGAUCGGAGCUCGGAUGAAACGGCCACUAGUAUUGGGUCUGAAGAUGAGAUAGACUCAUCCCACACCGCAAUCCAAGAUGAUGAAGCGCGAUAUAACAGUUUAGCACAAACGGACGAAGCAGGAAGUCAGAACGAUGCAGAAAUUAGCACCGAAGUGGAGAAUUCCUGUGAAACCCAGUACCAAGAGCGGCCUGUCUUGGACAGCAUUGACGUUAUCAGCCCGUAUCCCAAUACAAAAUCCUCAUUUGGGGCUGGUAGCAACAGUAGCGAAGGACAGAAAGAUUCAGCAUUUGAAACCAGUGAUUCUAAUAGUGAAAAAAGUUCCCACAACGGAAACCAAAUAUCCUUGGAAGCAGGACCUCCACAUGGAAAUUACCAGAGUUCUCAGCAGACAACCGGUGGAUCUUCAAAGUGUAAUCCUAAAAAAGGACCCAAGGCGUCAAGCAAGCAGACAGUGAUACCAAAAAACAAACUUAACCCAUCUUCCCUUCAAGUUCCCAGAGAUUCGAAACGGAAGUCCGUGUCACCAACUCCAGUAAGCAAGUUUCACCAGCAAACUAUAAACCAAAGAAAAACCAUUUCCCCGGCAACAAGAAACUUCAAAGCUUCUGGCAGGCCAUGUGGACUCAAGGCAGGCAUCAAAGUUACCCUUCCACUUCGUAAAGCAGGAACAAAAACGACCGAAUCGACAAAACCAAUCAGUAAAUUUGGAGGAUGCAGAGUUCCCACAUCAAACGACUGUCGUUCAUCUGGAAGGGGCGAUGCUUAUCAACUUAAACUGUCAAAACGAGGGGAAGAGGAUCGUCCCCGACAAAUAUAGAACAUCGAUCCAAAAAUCAAUUUAAAAGUUAAAUGUGAAGAUAAUUGCAUUUAAACCAUCGAAUAAUAUUUAUUAUAGUAUACUGUAUAUUAUAUAAAAGAAAACAUUAGAAUUUGUCGUCUUGUGAAAAUUGUCUUUGUCUUUGGUGGUGCAUCCUAUUUAAGAAAUGUAUGCUGUAACACAACGUACUUAUGUAGUAAAAUAUAACUUGAAUUUGCCGUUCUAAGAGAAAAUAAGAGAAAAUGUAUUUGCCGUUCCAAGAGGAAAAUGUAAUUGUUUUGAUGCAUAUGUGAGAUUACAUACCGUAAGUAUAGAUUAUAUAGUACUCUAGGGUUGUUUAUAUAUAAUAAAAUAGACGUAAGCGGAUGAGAAAUAUUUAUUAAUAUUAUACAAGAAAUACGAGAACAAAGCUGAAUAGUCAAUAAAUGCCCGAUUGCUGUCUGAACACUGUUAUAUAGGCCUAUUUUGUAUGGCUCAUUCCUAAGCCUUAUAUCUCCAAACAACAUAUAUAAUGAGCAAUUAAUGUGAAAACAAGGUUCUAGAAGCACAUUAUAAUGAUUGAGCGAUGUUCAAUGCUAAUUCAAAUGCUUUGAAGCUGUUAAAUAACUACGGUACAUAUUGUGAUAUCUAUAAAAAAAAAUUAGAAAAAAAUGAAAAGCAAAUAUAUAUCUAUAUACUUAUAUAUAUAUAAUGUAUAUUAAUGUGGUGUGUUUGUAAAGUUAUAUGCUAUCCUGUAAUCUAGAAAUUGAAUUUAGACAUUGUGUAAAUAUUCUGUUGGAUUCAUAUUAGAAUGCGGCCUAGAUUGAAAUAAACUGCAACAUCAACAU